AGUUCCUUGUUGGAAAGGAACAGUCAACUUUGGGCUUCUACAUCGACUUCAACUCCGCCCGAUUUCCCCAAGACGUUUCGCUAUUUCUUUGCAAAGACUGCGUACCUACACAAGACGCCUUCAACUGGACAGCCACGCUGCCCGUUUCUGAAGACCAGAUCGUCUCAGUUCCGUGGAUAAACGGAACGAACCUCACCUCCAGCCCCUACCAGUGGCUGCUGCAUGGGGAGGAGGUGGACAUCACGGAGUAUGACGUGGGGAACCUAACAAAAUUUGGCAUUGGAGUGCAGUUUGGCUCUAAUUUGGACUUGGACGAAGAAGAAAUCAUCGAUUUUUCUUUGACCGUCUUUGAGUCAUCCUGCGUUUACUUCGACGAAGAAGUCCACUUGUGGCACAGCGAUGGGUGCGAAGUCGGCCCGCUGACCAACAUGACGCAUAUCCACUGCCGGUGUGAUCACCUGACCAAGUUUGCCGGCUUUGUUCCGCCGAACCCGCUCAACAUCGCGCAGGCGCUGUCUGCAAACGUCCUGGAGAACCCUUCGGGAAUGGUGCUGGUUCUGGCCGUGUUCGGGUUGUACCUGUUUGGAAUACUCUUCGCCAGAAAGGCUGACAGAAGAGACUUACAAAAGGCUGGAGUGGGAAUACUUCCGGGUCAUACUCUGAACCCGCGGAAGGAAUGUCAGUACGUCAUCACAGUGUACACCGGCUUCCGGGGGAAUGCUGGGACAACUGCUGAGGUAACAAUUGUCCUUGGUGGACUUAACAACGAGAGCUUCCCCUUCAAACUGCGGGACGAAAAGCGGGUUCUGUUUGAGAAGGGAAGUGUGGACUCAUUUCUCCUGUCUACAGAAGAACCGCUGGGAGAGCUCUCCCAUCUGCGCGUCUGGCACAAUAAUAAAGGAUACAGUCCGGGAUGGUUUUUGAGCCAGGUUGUGGUAACGAACAGGGCAGGAAAAGACACAACGUAUUUUCUGUGUAACAGAUGGCUUUCUGUUGAGGAAGAUGACGGGAAGGUCCACCGCAUCAUUCCCAGAGCUGUACCUGAGGACCUGAAGAAGUUCCGCAACUUGUUCCUGGCGAAAAGUGCAAGGGACAUGAACGACGGCCACAUGUGGUUCUCUGUGGUUGGCCGCCCUGCCCGGAGCCCGUUCACCCGUGUCCAGCGCCUGUCCUGCUGCCUGACGCUGCUCUACAGCACCAUGCUCACCAACAUCAUGUUCUUCGGCCGCGGGGACGACUUCGAGCCGCCAGAGCCAAUCAGAUUCGCUGGGGUCGAGAUAGAACCGCCUAUUUCACUGCCGCAGAUCAUGAUCGGCGUACAGAGCGCAGCCAUCAUCCUACCUGUAAAUGUGCUCAUCGCCUUCCUGUUCCGUAACUCUGGUCCGCGGGGCGACAAGAAUACGGACAAGAAGACACAGAAGGAAGGGACGGAAGGUAGUGGAAAGGCAAAAUCAUCGCUGCCCUGGUGGACUGCCUAUAUAGGCUGGUUGCUCGUGUGGUCGGCGAGUUUCGUGGCGGCGUUUUUCACCGUGCUGUACACCCUGAGUUUCGGCCGGGCUAAGGCAGAGGCGUGGCUCGUGACCUUUCUGACGUCAUUCGUGACCGACCUGUUCCUGAUGCAGCCCUUCAAGCUGCUCAUCGUGGCCGUCAUUUUCGCUUUGAUUUCAAAGACACCUGUUGAAGAUGACGCCCCUCCCGCCGAACCUCUGGAGCCUGGUGAAGAGUUUCUUCAGUCCGGCACACCGGACGCCAAUGAGAAGGGUUCCGAAAUUGGUAGUUUCAACUCACCUCCAGACGAAUCCACUCUUGCUGAGCAGCGACAGAAGAGCGCAGAGAAACGCAAGAGGCGCGCUAAAGAUUCUGUUACUUGCUUUGACUCACCGCCGGACGAAGCCACUCUUGCUGAACAGCGUCAGAAGAGUGCAGAGAAACGCAAGAGGCGCGCCGCCGUACUGGAGGUUCUGGUGUUUGCGCUCUUCAUCACUGUUGUCAUGGCAACCUCAUACGGGGAACGGAGCCCCAUGGCGUUCUACAUGACACAAAAUGUGGAGAGGCAGAUACUGGAGACUGGCGAUGUUGGGUUCUUUGAGAUCGCUGACAUCCCAUCGUUCUGGACCUGGAUAACAACCGGGUUGAUGCCCGCCCUUCACGUGAGAAGCUGGUACAACGGCAGAGUCAGUCCGGACGCCAGGUUACUUGGAGACAUGAUCACCUACCCGCUGGGACCUGUACAGCUGCGGCAGGUGCGAAUAGAGCCAGGACAACACUGUGCGCCACCCGAGCGAAUGCUGAACGUGACGUCACGUUGUAGCGUGCCGUACACACUCAGUGUGGCCGAUACACAGAACUACACCUUACAGUGGAUUCCCGACAACACAACAGCAAACGGGACAGACGACACAGUCUGCAGUCCUACCAGCUCUCAAACAUCUCGUGAAUUACACAACUGUGCGAACAACGUGAGCCCGUGGAGGUACACUUACGCUUCACUCACAGAUGGAGUCCCUCACUUCGGACAGCACGGCUCGUACAUCAGUGGCGGGUACAUCGCCUGGCUCGGAACAACCGACGAGUCCAUGUUCUUUCUACAACGGCAACGUUGGUUGGACGACAAGAGCCGCGCAGUUUUCAUCGAGCUUAUCCUGUACAAUCCACACGUGAACCUGUUUUCGGUCGUGUCGUUGGUUGUGGAGUUCACCAAUCUCGGAGCAGCUUACAAGAGUUCGGAGAUCGUCACCGUGAGACUUAUACAGCAUGACGUCAUCUUACUUCUGAUCCUGAGAGGGGUGCUGGCGCUGUUUCUACUCUACUUUGUUUUUCGUGAAGGAAAGUCUCUGAUGUCACGACCACUUGAGUAUCUCGGUGAGUUCUGGAGCUGGGUAGAGCUGUUCGUGAUCACCAUCGGCUUCUCAACCCUCGUCGUCUACUUCUACACGCAGAACAUCAUUGACGAGGUGGCAGAACAACGGAGGAACGGAAACUCCGUCUUUCAUCUGUACAAAAGCGCUGUCAGCUGGUUCCAAAUCUCCACCUAUCUACAAGGGUUUCUUAUCUGCUGCGCUACGUUAAAGUUUAUCCGCCUCCUGCGCUUCAACUCUCAUGUGUACGCCUUGUCUAUGACUAUGAAGAAGUCCCUCAAACCCCUCAUGUCUUUCAUGUUGUCUGUGGCUGUCAUUCUGUUAGCUUUUAUUAUAAUGAUGGCUUUGACACACGGCUCAAAUAGCAAUGAGUAUAAGAACCUAAGUUCCAGUCUUCAAAGCCUUCUUCUGAUGAUGUUGGGUAGUUUUGACUUCGACGCUCUGUCCUCGGGCCAUAGAAUACUUGGCCCGCUGAUCUUCUUCUCCUACCAGGUUAUUAUGCAGUUCUUCUUGUUGACUAUCUUCAUGGUGAUUCUUUUUGAAGUGUACGAGAAUGGGGACUGGACGACAAACCCCUACGACAUCGGCUUUACUUCCUUCCUCAAGGAAACGGCAGCAGAAACCGCUGAAAAGAUCAAAGGGACUUCCCUCAAUACUUUCUUCAUAGCUGUGGUGACAGUUUAUUACGCGACCAGCUCACCCUGCAAACCUCCUGUGGAACAAGUGUGUUCCUGCAAGCAUGGGCAGCUGAGCAGUAACGAGACAUGCACGGUCUGCGCGUGCUCACAUGACGGCAACUUCAGACGAUGCGAGACUUCUCGAUGGCUGGACAUCCCAAGCUCCUGGAUUUCGGACGAAAGCAGCUCUCGAAGAUGCACAUGGCGAGGUUGUCGCUACACGCUGAACAAAGCGAAGAAGGCUUUUGACGGCGACGCGUCCACCUACUGGGAGCCCAAGUACCGGCCGGACGGGUACCAACAUUGGGUGAUCCUCGACCUUCAGACCACCUUCGUGAUUCGGAGACUCUCCAUCACUAACGAUGGCAGCGGUGAUCAGGACGUUGUCAGCUUUAUCGUGGAAAGUUCCUCCGUGAGUCCGUACGUGUGGGAGAUCGCGCACAGCUCGGACGCGGUGGUUCCUGGAACCGCCGACCCGCAGGAGUUCAGACUGGACUUCGAAAGUCGGUACGUCAGGCUGAAAUUCGACACCCAGAGCGGAUCACAGCCGAUCAUUAGAGAAUUGACUCUCUUUGGACAAGAGGAUACAGGCGGAGCUGAGGGGUCGACUUGCCCCGCCCUGAACACGGGCUGCGUCAUCAGUGACGCAGCAGGGGAAUUAGUGCCUCCUGGCGGCCAGAGCUGUUAUGUCACCGCUGACAUCCAUGAAGGGGUUCGGAGCCAUAAAAGCCCGCUCCAAGUACAUCGCACUGGUAACGUCGUGCUCCACGGCAAUCUGCUGCUGCAGUGUGAGGAGGACCAUGAGUUGCAGAUAUUUUGGACAGCGAGAGGCUACAACCAGACCGACCCAGAAGAACCCAUGGAUGAUUUACUUCCCAUUGAUGCACCGCGGAACUACAUUCAUUUCUCUCUUGCACCGAGAACGUUACCUCUGGGGGUACAUAUGAUACAACUGCAAGUCAUCAUGAACGUGACAGGGAGUGGCCAUGUCUCGGUGUCAGCCGCACAGACUUGGGUCGAGUUCGUCAGGUUGCCUGUUGUGUACAGCUUAGGCAGCAGUCUCAGGACAGUCCCUACGUCAGGUGAUAUCCAGGUGAACGCCGGCCUGUCCUACGAUCCGGAGGAAAUCUUUCCCUCCAGUGCAUUCACGUAUAACUGGAAGGGCACAGUGCUGUCUCUGCCAGAGUGCGGGCUGUUUUUGUUUCGGCACGUCCCCGACAGCGACUGCAGUACUGGUGGGGUGGACAUCGCGGGUUACAGUGAGGUUUCUCUCCAGUUCUGUGCCGCUGCGUGUUGCGCACACUCGAACUGCCUUUCCUUCCAGUACAACGGUGCAGCCUCCUGCUAUCUGAAACCUCGGCUCUGCACUGAUGGAGAGAAAAGUUAUAUAUCAGUGGGCAACAUGUAUGAUCGACUUACAGACAACCUGGGUGCCAACGUAGCCGUUGGGCGCACUACAUCGUCUAGUCCGAUCUACGCUGCCACUUACGGCGCUGAAAAAGCCGUGGACGGGAUCACAGCCACGAGUUUGGAUACAGGGUCCUGUUUCCAUAGCGACGACUUCACGUCCAAUCCCUGGCUACAGAUAGAUCUAUCUCGGCCCAUCCCUAUCACCAAUGUUCUCAUCUACAACCGUAUGGACUGCUGUAGUGAGAGAAUCAACCCUUUCCACCUGCACCUGGGCAAUUCCUCCGACAUCCAGGCGAACGGCAUAUAUGGAGGGGACUUGAACUUUGACCUGUCGCAAGCGACGAUGACGAUCCCCGUUACCGGCGUGACGUCACGAUAUGUUGGCCUUCUCCUUCCUGGUUCCAGUCGUACCAUGAACCUGUGUGAAGUUCAAGUUUAUACAGAUGACGAACUGGCAUUGUCGGAAGUCACGCUAGGAUCUCAGGUAGCGGGUUCGGAUCCAGGAGUUCUGGUGUUCGAGUCCCCGACCGACGUGCGCCCUAUCGGUCUCAUCGCCAACAUCACUGUGGAGAUCAUUGCGGGGGACUUCCCUCCUGUAACGCUUCACACCAUCAUUCAGGUCGUGCCGGACGAUUCACUGGGGGAACUUUCUCUACAAUGUGAAGCUCUUAGCCGCCAGGAGAACUGCGAUCCAUCCAAGACGGCGUCAACAGAACCUUUAGAGCUGUUCACGGAAUCUCAAAUAUUUGGAACGACAGAAUUCACCCUGGAGGAAUUCCCAGCAGGUUUUGCAGGCCAGGACUGGACUGCCGGCAUCGACACCUACUUAAGUGAUGACACUCGGCUUAGAGUUAAUUCGGGAACGUUUAGGGCGGAGGGGUACUACACCAUACGGCUGACUGAUCACCACGUCACCGAUGAUGGGGAUUGGUCGAGAAUUACGGAGUGGCGCUUUAAUGUAUAUCCCACACCAGUUCAACUGUUGGAAGAAGGGGAGUCUUCAGAUGCCUGCACUAUGAUGCCAACGGAAGGGGUGUCCCUGAUUGAUAGGUUCUGCGCAAAGUGUAUCGGUAAGUGA
Branchiostoma floridae (Florida lancelet) is the source of this 6023-nucleotide messenger RNA. RefSeq lists its product as uncharacterized. The record is from RefSeq and is a predicted model, not a curated record. NCBI's taxonomy places the organism in Eukaryota, Metazoa, Chordata, Leptocardii, Amphioxiformes, Branchiostomatidae. Gene Ontology annotation, cellular component: membrane. Gene Ontology annotation, molecular function: protein binding; calcium channel activity. The coding region runs from base 429 to 6023 and encodes 1864 amino acids. Gene Ontology annotation, biological process: detection of mechanical stimulus. The transcript has 31 exons.